AUGGCGUUGCUGUUCGGCUACGGGCUUGCAGUUCACCUCAAGGUCUACCCUGUCAUCUACGGGGUGCCCAUUCUCCUUUACAUGCAGCCGGGGGCGCUGCCUGACAACUUGACGACGCUACCACGACGACCGACGGGUUUGUGGCAGCAGUUGCUGUGGGUUGUGGUUAAAGCUCCUGUUGCCGCGCUGCUGCUGCCGUUUCGAGUGUGCUGGUUCUUACUGUGGAGGAUGGGGCGAAGGCAGUGGGCCUUCGGUCUCCUCUCCGUUGCAACUUGCUUCGCCGUGGGCUGUCUCUUCUACUACAUGUACGGGUUCCCGUUUGUCUUCGAGUCUUACCUUUAUCAUGCCACCCGCAGCGAUCACCGGCACAACAUGUCUCCCUACUUUUAUCUGCUGUACCUGGACUCUGUGGCGCCGGUGAAGGCGCCAGUAUCGAUAUUUUGCUGCCUUUUCUUUCUCGUAUAUUUAGUAGUUGUCCUCAUUCUUAUGUUAGUCGUUCUCGAUGACUUCUUCUGUCUUUAUUUUCUGUGGUGGCUCUGUCUGCUUCCGUUUGCUGUGGGGGCCACUGACAUGAAGAAAGACACUCUACUGCAGACGGGGCUGGCGAUGGCGGUGUUUCAGGUGACCUGUUUGUUUUGGCUAUUUUAUGGAUAUGAACUGGAGUUCGAGGGAAAACCUGUUUUCCUGGAGCUUGCUUUGGCCUCCGCGGUGUUCGCCAGCAGCCAGAUGGGCCUUGUUGUGUUCUUCGCGCACAAAAUUCGGUCAAAAAAUAAGAUGCAAAGGGCCACAGAUGCCGCCUCCGCGUCUUCAGCGGCUGCUGUGCUCGAGAGGAAAAGAGUUUGA
Messenger RNA from Eimeria mitis, 843 nucleotides. RefSeq names its product GPI mannosyltransferase 1, putative. The record is from RefSeq and is a predicted model, not a curated record. NCBI's taxonomy places the organism in Eukaryota, Apicomplexa, Conoidasida, Eucoccidiorida, Eimeriidae. Gene Ontology annotation, molecular function: GPI mannosyltransferase activity; alpha-1,4-mannosyltransferase activity. The transcript is spliced from 8 exons. The coding region runs from base 1 to 843 and encodes 280 amino acids. Gene Ontology annotation, cellular component: glycosylphosphatidylinositol-mannosyltransferase I complex; membrane. Gene Ontology annotation, biological process: GPI anchor biosynthetic process.